CGUCCGGGCUCUAUAAUAAUAAUAAUAAUAAUAAUAACAGCAACAAACACCUACAUUAAGACCACACGUUAACUACCACCAACAAUACCAUUAACCGGAAUCCAGAAAUUAUAAUAUUUAAUGUGUAAAAUCCAGGUUGACGUCUCUCUUCUAACGACGGUUGGUUGAAGUAUAUAUGUUUAAAUUAUUGCAAAUGCUAAGCAUGGACUCUCUGCACGUUGCUGAAGAAGAGGUGGUCGAAUCUACCUCCAACAAAUGGGAGGAUAUAUACACCUUUCUCUCGGAGGGCUGCUUCCGCCCUACAAUGAGCCCGAUAAGGAAGAAAAAUCUCAAACGAUACGCGCAGAAAUUUAUACUAGAAGGUGGCCGAUUGUACUAUGUGGGGCCAAAGAAAGAAGAGAAGCGUGAAGUAGUUAUUGAUCCCGAAAGAAAACGGCAGGUGUUUCUGGAAAGCCAUUUCAAUGACAUUGGGCACCAUUUGGGACAGAAGAAAACAGUCCACAGGAUCCAGAGCAAGUACUACUGGCUGGGAAUAGUGAGGGAUGUGGUAGACUGGAUUAAAGUUUGUGAAACGUGUCAACAUGCCGAGCACAAUAAAAACAUGUCCAGAAAAGUCAGACCUAUUAAAGUGGAAGCACCAUGGGAAAUCCUGGGAAUCGAAGUACUUGGGCCUUUUCCGCAAUCUAGAAGAGGUAACACAUCCGUGCUUGUAAUAACAGAUUAUUUCAGCAAGUGGGUUGAAGCCAUUCCCAUACAGAAGAAGGAGUCUAUGUCAGUAGCACAGUGUAUGGCGUCUUCAUUUUACAGGUUUGGGGCUGCUAAAACUGUGUUCUGUUGCCAAAGCCGGGAGUUUUGCGAUGAAGUCACUAAACACCUGUUUGACAGAUGGAACAUGGUCCAUAAAGUGUCACCGGCUGAUCAUCCUUUGUACACAUGCCUGUACGACCGAAGCAGUGACUUGUUGAAAGAAGCCAUUAAACAGGUGGUGACUGAGAAGCAAGCGGACUGGGAUGACUACUUGGAUCCUGUUCUCUUUGCAUUCAGAACCUCCGUCAACUCAACUACCAAGUUUACACCGUUUUUCUUGAUGUUCAAUAGGGAAGCAAGUUUGCCAAAUGAGAUUGAUUUCGACAAUCUCAAGGAGCAGCAAGGACAAGAGAUUUGCUCUGGCAAGCAAGACUGCACUGCAGAUUUUGUUACAGCAAUACAACAGCAGCAGAACAUAGUUAAACAAACGGUUAUUGCCAACAUGAACGCCUCUUACAAGAAGGAAAAGAAGAGCACCAAAAGGGGAGCGAGGAGCAUGCAGCCCAUAACCAUUAAAGUUGGGGACACAUUGUAUGGAACAAGCGACUCUGCACAGCUGAAAAGGCUGAAGAAAAGCCACUUCUUGUCGUUUCCAGUUGAAACUGUUUUAACCUCUGAACAGAGUGGCUCUGAUGUAAAGUAAAGAGGCUAAAAUUCAUAGAGGGUAAACACCCUGCCUCAAUGCCUUGGUAUGUGGUCAUGUCUCUCCUUUUAAUGUACAGUUCACUCUUUGUACUUCAGGCAAGGUAUGUUCAGAAGGUGGCCCCAUAAGCCCUGACGAGGGUAAUUGAGAAAAUAUGCUGAUUUGCAAACCUGAGCAGAAAGGAAAGGAAGAACAUAAGCCAGGUUUGACCAAAGUGUCCACACCUGGCAGGACAUCUGCAGUACUGCCCUUCAAAAUACUGUAGCCUAUCGAUCCAGAGUUUCUCACAUGAUUAAAAUGACUCCGUUCAUCAUCCAAAUCAGAAACCCAGGGAAGGAAUGGCAAAAAAGUGACUUUUUAUUAACUUAAAUAUGUUUUAGCUAAUGCAACAUCAUUCUUUCUUGAACAGUGCUAUGAGAGUCUUUGUAAGACGAUUGUUCCAUUAUGAAAGAGCACUCCUGUUGGGUGAAACGCUGAAGUGGAUGGUCCUGAUCUGAGGAGAAAGAGUUCAGUGGUCAUCAUCCUGUGUGAGAACCAUGCUGUCUUACUCUAGAGGUGUAGGGGGGAUCCUUACGAAUAUACACUGUGCCAGGUUUUCAAAAGGGUCACUAAUAACAAAGGGGACUAGUUAUGUUAUACUUGCUUUCAGCAAACGUAACCGCUUUAAGUGUUUCAGUUUGAAAUGUGUGUUCUGUUCUGCAUACGUUUCUAAUUAUUUAAAAGUGUAUUACAGAAGAGAUAAUCCACGAGAAGGAUUUUGUUUCCUACACUUGACCAUGAAAGGGAACCUCCAGCGUAUAAUGAAAGCUGGAUUGCUUCACAUGCCAUGUGUUAUUUCUUAAUUUUUUUCACUUAACACCUUGCAAUAUGAAUGCAUCCCUUCUGAGUGGUUCUGUUGCUCUGCUGUUGAGCUUAUAUUUAUGUAGUUUCUCUCCAAAUCUCUCUAUUGAUAACAUAAACACUUGGUUACGGUUUUUAAGGUGAAACUUAAGAAUGAGAUACUUGACAGUAGGUUGGAACCCAAGGAAAUGCAUGGUUUGGACAUCCCCAUUUGAUAGGCCCUUCUCUGCAACAUUAACCACUUUAAAACACAAGCUCUUCUCCAAUAAUAAUAAUAAUAAUAAUAAUAAUAAUAAUAAAAUGCUUAAAUACUCGAGCAUUCAUUAUCAUUCCUUUAUUGAUUAUUUAAGAAAAAAAAAGCAUAUUUGCCUCUUCAGAAAAUACUGCUGCUUGCCUAUAUAUAAGUUGCUUCUUGUCUUACACUACUGAUUUUAGUGUAUUUCUUUUGGUUCUAUAUUUCUUUCUAAAUUACCUGUAAAAUGGUACUUAACAUUUAAUUGCAGAGUAUAAAGGAUGCAUUGAAGGCUGCAUGCUGUGAGAAUGGAAAAAACUAUGGAAUACAGUGCUAAAAGGGGUUUUAUUUUCUGAUGCACCUUUUAAAUGUAUGCCAUUGUUACUUUACUGAAAACUUGCAGUCGUUCUAAUGCUGGUAAAUAUUUGACUUAUUGUUUAUGUUUAAAAUAGUGUAUGGUUUGAGAUUUCAACAAAAUGAUGUUUUAUUUAUCCCUUUGCAGGAUAGUCGUGUAAAAAGAUUGCCUGUUGCUAAUCUUUAAAAUGUGGAAAUACACUGUAAAUAAUAACAUUGUGCUGAAUAAUGUUUAAUAAACAGCAAUGCCACCAUCAGUUUGAAUAGUGUUAAAUCACCAGUGAUAUUUGUAAGAGAAAUGGAUUUUUGAAAAGUUUAUCAAGUUAGAAAAACAGUAUUCUUUGUAUCUGGGCAAUUUCAAAUGUAUUAGAGGAGAACUUAAACAAAGAUGCAAGUUAAUAGCUGGACCUUGGAAUAGACUGUUUACAUUUAAGAGCAGGGAUCAAGUAAAUGCCAAAAAAAAGAGGGAAUAUUUCUUGACUGUCAUUGCGAUAUUUUCCUUACUGGCUUUGCAAGGGCAGUUGUGUACGAUUAAAUGGGGGCAAUUAGACUUUGCAGUGGGCAGUGGCUGGCAGUUUGAGGAUGCAUUGCAUGCAGCUCAUUACAGGCAUAUCUGAUGCAAUGCACAAAACUUACAAUUACUGCAAGAAUUUUUGUCUUUGCAAAAAAGAAGCAGACAGAAAUCUUUAGGACGUACCCCUUAGAUUAGGCUACCAGGGAUGCUUUGUUUUU
Molecule: messenger RNA, 3608 nt
Organism: Polyodon spathula (Mississippi paddlefish)
Lineage: Eukaryota; Metazoa; Chordata; Actinopteri; Acipenseriformes; Polyodontidae
Exons: 8
Coding region: 176-1450 (424 amino acids)
Biological process (GO): DNA integration
Molecular function (GO): nucleic acid binding
Source: RefSeq, a predicted model, not a curated record